CUAGCUCUCGCCUCUUUUGCUCAGCCUUCAAAGUCCGCCAAAAUGGACAUUCACAGGCCGUGAAUUCGCACAAAUGCACCCAUCAACCAUUGCCCUCCUUUGCCUCUGCGGCAGUCGAGCCCUGCGACCACCAUCACCCGUGUUCACACAACGCCGUCGAUGCAGCCACAGCGCCACACCGCGAGGCUUCGGCAGCACUCCUACGAAGACCAAAAAAAAGAAAGCAAAACGCGAGGGCCUCUUCCGCGUCGAGCUGCGCCACGCCGACGGCGUUGGCGCCGCGAUGGGGGCGUCGGCCGCGGCCGUCGGAUGGGAGAGCGACACAAAUGAGGCCACGCGGACCGACGUGGCGGGCGUACCCGGCGCAUUCGUCAUCCGCAACGCGCUCACGCCGAAGGAGUGCGACCGCCUCGCGGCGCUCGCCAAUGAAGCCGGCUUCGAGGAAGCGCCAAAAGACGAGCGCCGCGACCAGCAGAACGGCGCCGUGAGCCUCGCCGUGGAUCUGGAUCCCGUGUUCCGGCGGUGCGCGCCCCUGUUGCCGCCGCGCGUGCUCGCGUACCGCGCCGCGGCGACGGCGGACCGUUGGGCCGCGCCCGGCGGAACGGAGCGGAGGCGGUGCCCCGGCGCGCCCGAGGGCCUCUACGAGUUGUCAGGAUUGAACCCGCGGCUGCGCGUCUACCGCUACCGCGCGGACUCGGGGGACGUCUUCCGGCCGCACCGCGACGACUGCUGGCCCGGGUCGACGCUUGCUGGGACGGUGCUGAGCGAGGACGGCUGGGCCUACGCCGCGGACCGACGAGGACGGUGGGCCUUCCGGCCGGGUGUAGAUCGGGUCUCGCACCUGUCCAUGCUCCUCUACCUGACGGACGACUGCGAGGGCGGCGCGACGACUUUUUUUGAUGAUGAUGGAGGCCCGCCCGUGCCCGUCGCCCCGGAGAAGGGCGCCGCCCUCUGCUUCUGGCAGUCGUUCAAGCUGGGCCGGGACGGCGUGCGCGACGCCGCGCUCGCGCCGGUGCACGAGGGCUCGCCGGUCACGGGCGGCGGCGCGAAGCUCGCGGUCCGGAGCGACGUCCUCUACGCUUUUCCCGUGGACGGCGAGGCGCCGGCGCCGGCUUCUUCUUCGGGGUAAGUAUUGUUUGUGUG
Molecule: messenger RNA, 1143 nt
Organism: Pelagomonas calceolata
Lineage: Eukaryota; Pelagophyceae; Pelagomonadales; Pelagomonadaceae
Source: the annotation of a GenBank genome assembly